Molecule: messenger RNA, 1910 nt
Organism: Gymnodraco acuticeps
Lineage: Eukaryota; Metazoa; Chordata; Actinopteri; Perciformes; Bathydraconidae
Product: disks large homolog 1-like
Biological process (GO): chemical synaptic transmission; neurotransmitter receptor localization to postsynaptic specialization membrane
Cellular component (GO): neuron projection; postsynaptic density membrane; neuromuscular junction
Molecular function (GO): protein binding
Source: RefSeq, a predicted model, not a curated record
GUGGACAGGAGGACUACGUGCUGUCGUAUGAACCCGUGUCUCAGCAGGAAGUGAACUACACGCGUCCCAUCAUCAUCCUCGGCCCGAUGAAGGACCGCAUCAACGAUGACCUGAUCUCAGAGUUCCCCGACAAGUUUGGAUCCUGCGUGCCUCAUACGACGCGGCCCAAGCGAGACUACGAGGUGGACGGCAGGGAUUAUCACUUCGUGGUUUCCAGAGAGCAGAUGGAGAAAGACAUCCAGGACCAUCGCUUCAUCGAGGCCGGCCAGUACAACAACCACCUGUACGGGACCAGCGUGCAGUCGGUGCGCGAGGUGGCCGAGAAGGGUAAACACUGUAUCCUGGAUGUUUCGGGGAACGCGAUAAAGAGACUGCAGCUCGCUCAGCUUCAUCCCAUCGCCAUCUUCAUCAAACCCAAAACUGUGGAGAACAUCCUUGAGAUGAACAAGCGUCUGACGGAGGAUCAGGGCAGGAAGACGUUGGACCGAGCCAACAAGCUGGAGCAGGAGUUCACGGAACAUUUCACAGCCGUGGUGCAGGGCGACACUCUGGAGGAGAUCUACGACCAGGUGAAGCAGAUCAUCGAGGAGCAGUCGAGCUCCUUCAUCUGGGUCCAGUCCAAGGAGAAGUUGUGAGGCUUUUAUUUUGAAAGGAAGAGUCCGCCUGCAGACGGCAGCCCCCCCAAAAACCCCAAAACCACCAGCGUCUCGUUUCAUUUUGUCUCCUUCGUUGGGUUUCCUCUCCACAGAGCAAAGCACACAGGAAGUACGAUGACAUCACACUCACGGUACAGAUCCUUAAUGUUUAAGGCCGGAGGAAGAGGAGGAGGAAGAGGAGUUAGUUUUUGUUUGGUGUGUGUUUCACUCUCAGGCCGACACAAAAAGCAGAACUUUGCACGUUUGAGCUUUAACAGCAUGUCCGUUAAUAACGCCGUUUAUUUCCCAUCAGCCCCUUCUGACGUUUUCUUCUCCUGCAUUUCAACGCUUUGUUUUUAUUUUACACACACACACACACACUUCUUUAUUUUGAUUUUCCUGCUGGCUGCUACAGGAUGUGAGGACGCCGUGCAGAGUUCCUACUCCGCCACCGGGGGGCGCUGUUUCCCUCGUUCAAUCUGGAAUACCUGAGGAAAAAUAUUCACUUAAAAGUACAAAGAUAGAAAGUAUUUUUAUAAUUAUCUCAGAAUAAAAUACAUCAAAUAAACACAUUUAAUUUACACAAAAAUAUAUUUUAUAAACCAAAUAAAACUCUAUAAUUUAACUUAUUUUUUCGUAACUCCAAAAAAUAAUUCACUAAAUGUGUUGAAAUAAAGAAUCACUUGGAAAAUCUAAAUCACAAGAAAACUGUCAUUAUUGUUAAAAAUGUAAUAAAAACCAAAAAUAAAUAAUCUCAUCUCGUUAUAAUUAUUAUUAAUCCUUUUCUAAUUAGUAUCCGUUGAUUUUAGGAAAAAUAUCUGAUAAAUAUGACGGGAAAAAAAUCCUCAUUAUUAGAAAAUAUUAUCUCAUAAUUUUGGAAAGUAAUCAAUAAAAUUCCCGAUAAAAAUAUCCAAUAUUCACAAAAUGUUUAGGGAAAAAAACGUUUAAAUUUGAAAUAAAACGCACAAUUUUUCAAAUAAUUAAAAUACAAUUUUCUUGUUUCUCAUAAUAAUAAAAUAAAGUUUUGGGAUAUUCUCCGUCUGUUCGUAGCGGUGUGCCGGCAGACGGGUGGCGGUGUGAUUCUGAUUCUUACUUUUUUUGUUGUUGUUAUGAUUGUUUUCGCGGAGCGGCGCCCUCUAGUGGCGCGAGCUGGAACCUCGUCUGCACACGAUGUCGACCCCCAGAUGAUUUUAUUGUAAAAUGAGAUUUUGACAGAUAUUUAACCCCUCGGUAAACUGCCUAUUUUGUUAUAAUAAAAGUCUAUAUUGAACUUUA